This is a messenger RNA of Vespula pensylvanica (western yellowjacket), 2947 nucleotides long. It is a transcript of the gene mal, whose product is annotated as molybdenum cofactor sulfurase 1. The transcript has 7 exons. The coding region runs from base 426 to 2870 and encodes 814 amino acids. Lineage: Eukaryota; Metazoa; Arthropoda; Insecta; Hymenoptera; Vespidae. Gene Ontology annotation, molecular function: molybdenum cofactor sulfurtransferase activity; molybdenum ion binding; pyridoxal phosphate binding. Gene Ontology annotation, biological process: Mo-molybdopterin cofactor biosynthetic process. The record is from RefSeq and is a predicted model, not a curated record.
GAAUAAAAUUGUUAACAAAAAAUGCAUUGUAACAUAUAGUAUAACUUAAAUAUGUAAUCAUGACUUCAUUGUCGAGCAUAAGUAUGUAUGUAUAAUUGUACAAGAUUCAUGUGUUACGUAUAGACCGUUAUUACGAUGAUUGUGUAAGCGAUAUUUCAAUGCGUCAUAACAAAUAAAUUUGUUCAAAAAACUUAAAAAUAUUUUUAAUAUUUAUCAUAUAUAAUGCGUAGAACAUUACCACUUGACUUUGAACCUUAUUAUUUCCAUUAUAAUCUAUUUAAUAAGUAUUGAAGAUAGUAACCAAUGGCUGCAAUCGUGUUAAGUAAUCGUUUCCCGUUCUUAUUUGUUACAACAUGCAAUGUAUAUAGUUGAGUAUACUCAUAACAACGUAAGGAGAUUAAGUGGCACUUCAAAGAAAUUGAAAAAUGGAAGAGACAUCGGAAAAAAUGUUGACAUACACAUCUGUUUACGACAAAAGGACUGCUGCAAAUAUUAGGAACGAAUUUUCUAGACUUCAAGGACAAUGUUAUUUGGAUCAUGCCGGUGCUACACUUUAUUCUGACAUACAAAUAAAAAAUAUAAGCGAUGAUUUAUGCAACUCCCUUUAUGGUAAUCCACAUUCCGUUGGCCUUGCAGGUGGUAUUACUCAUGAUAAUAUUGAACAAAUAAGACAUAGAAUAUUGAGUCAUUUUCACACAUCGUCAGAAGAAUACAGUAUUAUUUUUACAUCAGGAGCAACGCAAUCUCUAAAAGUGAUCGCUGAAACAUUUCGUUUUUCCAAUAAUAAAAAUAAUGAAUUUCAAUCUACAGGAAAUUUUAUUUACAUGCAAGACAAUCAUACUUCAGUUCUUGGAAUGCGAGAGGUUGUCUCCCAAAAAAACGUUAAAGUAACUUGUCUUAGUCAUAAACAUGCAUUUCAAGUAUUAGAACAAUCAGUAAAUUCUUCGAAUGACAAUGUAGCAAGUGACAAUAAUUCUCUUUUUGUUUAUCCUGCCCAAUGCAAUUUUUCUGGUGCAAAAUAUCCACUCAAGUGGAUUCAAAAUGCACAUAAUAACGUGCUUUCCAGCGUCACUGGUCAAUUAAAUACAAAGUGGUAUGUUCUCUUAGAUGCAGCAGGAUUUGUACCAACAAAUGAUUUGAAUUUAUCCAUAUUUAAACCAGACUUUGUAUGUAUAUCUUUUUAUAAGAUGUUUGGAUAUCCAACUGGUAUUGGUGCUUUAAUAGUGAAGAAUUCUAGUGCACAUGUUCUUGAAAAAGUCUAUUAUGGCGGAGGCACUGUAAAUGUUUCUCUUAGUUCUGAAAUGUUUCAUGUGAAGCGUCAAAACUUAUAUCAAAGGUUUGAAGAUGGAACUAUACCAUUUUUAUCUAUAAUAUCAUUACAAUAUGGAUUAGAUAUAUUUUCAAAAAUUAGUAUAAAGCAAAUAUCGAGUCAUGUAUUUGCACUUGCAAAAUAUUUGCAUCAUACUCUAUUAAGAUUGCAUCAUUGUAAUGGUGCACCUGUUGUAAAAAUUUAUUCAGACAAUGACUAUGAAAAUCCUAAUUUACAAGGAGGAACAGUUACAUUUAAUAUUCUCAGAUCAAAUGGCGAAUAUGUUGGAUAUAUGGAAGUUGCACAUAUGGCUGCGCUUUUUAAAAUACAUCUCAGAACUGGUUGUUUCUGUAAUCCUGGUGCAUGUCAAAGACAUCUAUCCCUUAAAAAUGAGGAAAUCUUACAAAAUUAUGAUGCAGGCUAUGUAUGUGGCGGUACUGCAGAUAUAAUAAAUGGUAAACCAACUGGUGCUGUGCGAAUUUCAUUUGGAUAUAUGUCUGUGAUCGAAGAUGUUGAGACUUUGUUACAAAUGAUAACUAAAUGCUUUCUGAGCAAAUCAGAAGGAAAUUUAUGCGUAUCAGAAGUUCGUAAAUCAAAUCAUAUUGAAACUAAAAAUCAAAAAUAUGUUAUAAAUGAUAAAGAUAAUACAAAAGAGUUUGAGGAUAAGGCAUGGUAUUCACCAUUUUUAUACGGUGCAAAAUAUUUUACAAAUACUAAUAACUCAAGAAGUAAUAUUACUCUAAAACGAUUGUUUAUAUAUCCUAUAAAAUCAUGUGGAGCAUUUGAAAUAACUACUUCUUGGACUUUGAAUGAGAAAGGUUUGGAAUACGAUAGAGAGUGGAUGAUAAUGACAUCAAAUGGAAUUUGUUUGACUCAAAAGCAACAAACCAAUCUCUGUUUAAUUAAACCAUUUAUAUCCAAAGAAACACAAGUUAUGAAAUUAACAUAUCCAGGAAUGCCAUCAAUAGAAGUACUUUUGAAGAAUUCUGAAGAUUAUGUAAAUGGUACAAUAUGCCAAAGUAGAGUUUGUGGACAAAAAGUUCAAGGCAUUGAUUGCGGAGGAGAUGUGUCUGAGUGGUUGAGCUUAGCUAUUGGUCAUCCAAAUUUAAAACUUGUUAGGCAAAUUAAUCACGAAAUCAAAAACAAACCGAAGCAAGGAUUACAAAAUCCUAAACUAUCCUUUUCAAGCCAAGCUCAAUAUUUAUUAUUGAACGAAGAAAGCAUAUCGUGGUUGUGCAAUAGAAUUGUUAAUGCAGAAGAUUUUAACAAAGAUACAGUAUUACAUAGAUUUAGAGGAAACAUUGUAUUAAGUGGCUGCAAAGCUUUUGAAGAGCUUUCAUGGAAAUUAAUACGAAUAGGCAAAACUGAAUUCCAGGUAAAUGGAUCUUGUACAAGAUGUCAAAUGAUAUGCAUUGAUCAAACAACAGGUAUAAAAACAGUAGAACCAUUACGUACAUUAGCAGAGGAAUUUCAUGGAAAAUUAAAAUUUGGUAUAUAUCUUACAAGAUCAGCAACAAAAGAAGGAAUAUUAAAUAUCGGAGAUGUUGUGUACUUCGAUUGACAAUUUUAUAUGAAAUAAUAUAUAUUUUACAAUAUAUAUCAAAAUUGUGUUACUAUACUACAUAUAUAUAUAUAUAU